Molecule: messenger RNA, 312 nt
Organism: Strongyloides ratti
Lineage: Eukaryota; Metazoa; Nematoda; Chromadorea; Rhabditida; Strongyloididae
Exons: 2
Coding region: 1-312 (103 amino acids)
Source: RefSeq, a predicted model, not a curated record
AUGAUUAAUUUACAACCUACUAUUGGUCAUAUUAAAAACGGGUCCUUAGUAGAAAUAUUUCAAACAUCUGAAAAUCCAUUUAGAACAAAUUUUAUUGAAUGUCUCAAUCAUGAUAGACCAUCAUGUAAUGGUAUCAAUAAUCAACGUUUCAAAUCUGAAUGUAUUACAUUAUAUGAAUAUAUUCAUGUUGGUAUAAGAAUUCUUAACUCAAAUUAUGAUUUUGAAUCUGGAGAAUUAAAAAUUCCAAUAACCUGUCAAUGUCGUUUACAGGAAAGACUAUUUUCACAUAAUCUUCUUACAAUUGAAGUUUAA